AUUUGAUCAGCAUAGAAAAGCUUGAGUAUUCUGGACAUACUGGAUUUUAUUCAGGCAGACCAAGCAGCUUGUAAAGUGAUUGAGUUGAGUCUAGCCUCGUCCUCAUUCUCCGGCCGCCCCGCCAUGUCAUUGAAUCACUGGGACCGGAUGCAGUAUGGGCGUACCUCAACAGACCGACCGGACCCGCUACAUGCGCUCCACGAGGCUGGCCGGAGGCCGCCUGAAGAGCCCGCUAAGCAAGUCCCGCCUCACCAUGAAUGGACGCCAUACAAGGGUCCUCUCGUGUGGACAGGCCCAGAUGGUAAUCGUAACUACCGGCCGCACCAGUGCCGGGAUUGGCAGUCGCUUGGGGUCGGGGAGUUGUCUCCGGAAAAGACACUAAGCGCCACGUACAUCAGCCGCGCGCCGGACGACCAGCCAUUCCCGUCCCCCCGGGCGGGCGCUAUGGGGGAGAUCGGUUGGUUUUACAAGGACUUCAGUCACUCCAUCAGACCCUCUCGACCCGCGAACUUGAACAGAUGAUUUGUGUGAUGUAUUCGAGCAUUAUUCGUUCUUGCAAUAUCAUAUUUGUAAUUGUUUAUGUAACAAAAAAUACUCUUGAUAUGUUUAAUGUUCUUUUAUUACACAGUUUAAAAAAGUUAAACAACAAGAAAAAACAAACAUUAUAAGUUAAACGACUAUAAAGGCAGUCUCUCGAUGGCUCUCACAAAACUAUUUUUUUAAGUGUGAAAAGUUAACUACAUGUUUGAGCCGUAAGCUUUCUAAUUAAUCCAGAAAACCGCAUGAGUAUACCAAUUCUAGUACAUUUGUUUUAUGUUAAUCAACAUAUGACGUUAUAUGUGAAGUGUCACUGAUGACAAACGUGACAUAUUGUUUGUGCGUAUCUAGAACAAGUUGUUUCCCCAAUUUAUGACCGACUUUAUCUUGAUGACAUCACUAUGUCCAUAUGACGAUAACUCAACACAUUCCAAAAAAUAACAACAGACAAGUUCAAAAUCUUUCGCAUCAUGUUUUCACUCGCAAAUCGGGCGAUUCCGACUCCCGGAGGUAGGCAAGGUCGUUUUCCUCCUCCUUCGAAGGGUAGCUGUUCAGGAUGAUGAACGCCCGCACGAGCAACACAAACGCAAAGGCGAACACCAGCGCACCAACGACACACGUGACAACG
Molecule: messenger RNA, 1165 nt
Organism: Mya arenaria
Lineage: Eukaryota; Metazoa; Mollusca; Bivalvia; Myida; Myidae
Exons: 3
Coding region: 124-522 (132 amino acids)
Source: RefSeq, a predicted model, not a curated record